Messenger RNA from Athalia rosae (coleseed sawfly), 3199 nucleotides. It is a transcript of the gene pkaap, whose product is annotated as A-kinase anchor protein 10, mitochondrial. Bases 267 to 1988 code for a protein of 573 amino acids. The record is from RefSeq and is a predicted model, not a curated record. Lineage: Eukaryota; Metazoa; Arthropoda; Insecta; Hymenoptera; Athaliidae. Gene Ontology annotation, molecular function: protein kinase A binding. Gene Ontology annotation, biological process: intracellular protein localization. The transcript has 10 exons. Gene Ontology annotation, cellular component: plasma membrane.
GGGCGUAUACAUACAUACAUGUUUAUGUAUAGUACGUGUGCAUACAACUUUCGAGCAUAAAAUGUUAAAGUACAUCGGAAAUCGCACCACUAAAUUACUUUACGCUUGAUUGUGGUCUGUGUUGUGUAGUCGCAAAUCAGGAGUGUGGUGCUAGCUCGAUGCGAGCUUUCAUCUGUCCGGUUACUUUUUUACUUAUUGUCAUUUUAUCUCCAUUCAUUUCCGCGGACGGAACAUAGUCCUGGUCAUGUUUGUUGUCAAUAUGAACGAUGCUCACAUUCUUUAAAAAAUCUGGGCCACGAAAUAAGUCCCAAACAUUGCCACAUUUGCUGUCGAAGUCAGAAGCAUUGGGGGAAUCAGAGACAAACGUGCUCCGCCAGAAGUAUGGCUUGUGGCACUGUUUGGAGGAAGAAGAAGAUGCAGCCAAAGUUUUCAAAGAUGAAAAUUCAGAAUGCACUACCAUGAAAUCUCGACUAUCAAAAACACUACCAGAGAUCCUAUCUGACAAAAGUGCAUUAGGUUAUUUUUUUCAAUUCCUAGAAGCUCGAGGAUCUGUGGCUCUACUGAAGUUCUGGCUUGAGGUAGAAUGCGUGUGUGGCUCUUGUGGUAUACAAGAUAUCAGGACAAGCGAAAUUGAUCCGUUAAACGGUGUUUGUGAACAAAAAAAAGCAACUGAGAAUGUAUCUGGCUUAGCAGAUAGUAAUGACAAUUACAGGUGUAAUAAUAUUAUGGCAGGGGAUGUGUGUUCUCGUGAUAAACUCUCGUGCAACAACAGUGUAAAUAGCAAUGAUCCUUUAUCAGAAUGUCAAGGAACACCGAACACUAGUCAAUUGUUAAAUGGAUCCAAUGAAUCAAAACUUGAACUCAAAAUAAUAAAGCCUGAAUCUGUUACUUUUGCCGCUUCCGAACAGGAUGCUUCACACAUCUAUAAACGAUAUAUAGUUAAAGAGGCCCUAGGACCAGGCAGGAUCCCCAAUGACAUGCUCAACAUCAUGCAGUCUGCUUUGCAUUCUCAAAACAUGGGAUCAAUGUUGAAAUGUUUAUGUAACUUACAGCAGAUUGUCUAUAGGAUAUUAGAGGAAGAGCACAUGAACGAUUUUUUGAGAAGCGACUUUCAUUGCAAGCAUCAAAUCGAUGUACUCACCAGUGGAAACGUCCAGCUAGCAGACAUACUGUACAACGAGACAGCAUUCUUUCACUUCAUAGAGUUCAUGGAGAUUGAGGGUAAACGGGAACUUUUGGAUUUCUGGAUGGCAGCGAUCAAUUAUAAGCACAAUUUACUGCAAAAGAGAGAUACCACCAAACCAGCAGAGGCCCAAACAGAUGCUCUUAUAAUUUACAACAAAUAUUUCAGCUUGCAAGCAACAAUGUCGCUUGGAUUCAGUGAUAGAGUACGCUUUCAGGUAGAACAAAACAUCUGUCGAGAGGAUGGGCAAGGGCCAAGACCUGAUUGUUUUGACCUACCCUGUUGGAUAAUCUACAGAUUUCUGGAUAAGCAUUAUCUGACUGCAUUCUUAUCAUCGCAGUUGUAUUAUAAAUAUCUUUCGGAGUUGAUAAGUACCAUUCAAAGUAGCCCAUGUCCAGUGACACACCCACAGCUAAGAAGAACAGGUUCUGACUGUAGCAGUGACAUGAGUACAAUGAGUGUUGGGACGCAAAAAACUAUGCCCGCACAACACGGUAGACUAUGUGCCAACGAGAGUCUAAGUAUAGAUACCAGACAACUGCAUGAUCCGGAUUCUCUCUGGCGGCGCCAGAAGUACAAUCUAAGCGUUGGAUACGUGAAUGAGAUGGGCAGAUUUGUCACUGAAAUCGAACCUAAUCCGUUUCGCAAAUAUGAAUCUCGAUUGUCUAGAGCCAUGAAAAGGUUGGUCAACGUCGAGAAUGAUAAGGCCAAAGAAGAAAUGGCGUGGAAGAUCGCGGAGAUGAUAGUUGGAGAAAUAACAAGUCUAACAUUGGGAUGUUCGACAGGAAGAGACCUCUCGUCCUGAUGCUGCUUUGUAGUUUUUUUACCAAAAGCAAAACUACAGGAGUAAGGUGGCAAUUAUUGAACCUGUGGCAGUUUUGGAUACUUCUCCAAAUUCAAUAACUCAAGAACAGAAUCUCAACAAUAAUCUACUUGCACAUGUGCAUUUACACGAUCCACCUCGUUUGGGAGAUAGUAAAAUGAACAGUUCCAAUAGAAGUAAGAUCUAUGCACAGCUAUAGCUGCAUCCAUUAGUUAUAACAAUGUCAUCGUCCCUGGGCUAAGCAGGCGUAGGACUGGGUAUAGUAGUGUCUCAAUAUUUGGCGAGCAAUUGUAAACAAUCUCUGAUAUCCGAACAAAUCUAAGUAAGAUCUAGAAGUUAGAGGUGUCGCAGAUAUAAUACAUAACAAUACCGCCCUGUGAGCUCAUUGGAAACAUUUACUCAGGUACUUAUUGUGAAUUAUUGCUAAUAGCAAGAGUACAUAUACUUGUAUUGAAUUGAUUUGAGAAAGCUAUACUGCAAACGGAUAUGAAAACUGAUCCAGACAUGAGUGUGUACACGUAUCUCAUAUUGAUCUAACAUUAGCGAAUAAAAGUAGUAACCAGCUCUUAUCAACUGUGAAAAAGUGUAGUUGACUAUCCAGGUGACGUCGUGUUGUCCCAGGCUAGUACAAGGUAGAUAAUUUGGCCAAUUCGCUUUUUUCUCAAAACUGACUUUCUCAUUAUUAAUACCAAACUUGAAGUCCCUAAUCAAGCAUCCAUGUCACGGCGAUAAUCAGUGUCUUUGUGUCACUCGGUAUGAAAGUGAUGAAAAACUUGGAACAGUGCCAAUAAUGAAAUUGAUCUCUGGAAUGGACCAGCGAAGGGAAUUAUUUUCUUUUAGCCCAGUGCAUUGACUGAAAUCAUAAUUGGCCUGUUUUAGAUAAAAGCCGCUGUUCUAUCAAGAGGUAUUAAAGGUAAAUAUAGAGGGGUGUUGAAAUUUCGGCAAGACAGCUAAUUGUGGAAAAACGUUCGCAGAUAUAAGAAAGUGAUGUGGCCGUUUGGUGGUGUACAUCUGAUGGAGGGAAUCUAGGGGGAUUGUGUACAAACAAUCACUCUUCAUAAGACAAAAAGUCGUUGAAAAAACAGUUACGAAGUCGUAUUUUUAUAAAAGUAAAUUAAGUUUAGAUUGAUAGGAAUCUCAUUUUUUUCUUACGGUGCUGUUCUCAUUACGAAAUAAAAAUUAUCAAGCUCACA